GUGAUAUCGUAGGAGGCUCUCUUUAUACCAGGGUCGGCGUUGACGAUGGCACAGACGGGGCCGCCGCCUAUGAAGGCGGGGAGACUCUAUGUCAACCCAGAGGAGGAGGAUCAGAUGGAAAUCUCCGGGUUUAGGCCCCAUAAACUGAAGACAGCUGUCGUGUGGUUCUUCAUCAUCAUCACGGUCGGCCUGCUGCGACUCUUCUUCUAUUGGCUGCCACACCUGUUUGUAAAGGCCACCCACUCCAGGUGCUCACUGGUGGAUGCUACGACAGUGUUAUUGAAGGACCAGUGGAAGGACUGGUUUAAAUCCACUGUGAAAACACAAGACCUGACGGGCCACUCCAAUAACACCCAGACGCCGCAGCGGGCACAAGCCUCCAACGUAUCAACCAAGAAGGGAAGUGGUCUAAUACGGUACUUUAUCUGCAAGAAAAUCAAGUAUAUUUGGGACACAGAAAAGAAAGAAUUUACACGACUGAGAGGGUUUGACAAGGACAAGGAGUGUACCUUCUUCCACCAACAAACAGGCCUGGCGUAUGAUGAACAAAGAACGAGACAAGUUCUGUAUGGUGUCAACUCCAUUCGAGUCCACGUGAUGCCGAUUAUCAAGAUAUUGUUCAAAGAGGUGCUGUCCCCCUUCUAUGUGUUUCAAGUCUUCAGCGUCUCUAUCUGGUAUGCUGACGACUACACCAUCUACGCCAGCUGCAUCGUCUUUAUCUCCAGCCUCUCCAUCAUCAUUACCAUCUACCAGACGAGGAAGAUGCAGAGAGCUCUCCGCAGCACCAUCAGCUCCUCAACCAUCGUCACCGUGUGUCGUGGCGGGGACGUGUACGAAGACAUAUCGUCAGAAGACCUUGUGCCUGGUGACGUCAUAGAGGUGCCUCGACACGGCUGCAUGAUGCAGUGUGACGCCGUCCUCAUCAACGGCAACUGCAUCGUCAACGAGAGUAUGCUGACAGGCGAGAGUGUGCCUGUGACCAAGACGCCGCUCCCCAACCCCCUGCACGCCUCCAGCCCGGAGGCAAUGUUUGACAUCAAGAAGCACUCCCGUCACAUCCUCUUCUGUGGCACUCACGUCAUCCAAACUCGCUACUACGGCAGCCGUAGAGUCAACGCCAUUGUCCUCAGAAGUGGUUUCCUUACGGCUAAGGGUGAGUUGGUUCGUUCCAUCAUGUUCCCGAAGCCGGUCGACUUCAAGUUCAACAGGGACACCUAUUGGUUCAUCGGUAUCCUUGGUUUCAUCGCAUCACUGGGUUUCAUCUACACAGUAGUAUUGAUGGUGAGGAACAACGACACCGUGGGAGAUAUCAUCAUCCGGACGCUGGAUCUACUUACAAUAGCGGUACCCCCAGCCCUCCCGGCUGCCCUCGGUGUUGGCAUCGUAUUUGCCCAGCAGCGGCUGAAGAAGGCAGGCAUCUUCUGCAUCAGCCCUCGCGGCAUCAACAUCUGCGGCACCAUCAACGUUGUCUGCUUCGACAAGACAGGAACCUUGACGGAGGAUGGUAUGAAGAUGAUGGCCGUGGUGCCUUCCUCCAGUGGAGCGUUCAGAGACGAAAUUCGCAACAUGAGCAAGUUACACAAUCCGCAGAUCGUCAGUGCCAUGGCAACCUGCCACUCUCUCACUAUUAUAGAUGGUCACGUGGCUGGAGACCCCCUGGAUCUCAUCAUGUUCGAGGCUGUUGAUUGGGUGUUGGAGGAGCCUGGUGAGGAGGAGACAAGGUUUGACAUGAUGGUGCCCACCAUUGUUCAUCCCCGAACCAGGAACAACUCCGUUCCAGAAGACGACAGUCAGCCAAUGGGAGAAGACAUCGGCGUGGUGAGACAGUUUACCUUCUCCUCCAGUCUACAGAGAAUGUCGGUCAUCACACGGAACCUCGGUGCCAACAACUUUGACCUGUUCGUGAAGGGAGCGCCUGAGAUGAUCACAAGCCUCUCCAUGGCUGAAACAGUCCCUGCCAACUUCCACGAUGUACUGAUGGCCUACACACAGCAUGGCUACCGGGUCCUCGCUCUGGCCUGGAAGGCCUUGCCACGGAAACUGAACUAUGCCAAACUCCAGAGAAUAACGCGGGAGCAGGUGGAGAAGGAUCUCAACUUCCUGGGGCUGCUGGUGAUGGAGAACUGCCUGAAGCCGGAGACCACCCCUGUCAUCCAGACACUACGGGAGGCCGCCAUCAGAAACAUCAUGGUUACAGGUGACAACAUGUUGACUGCCCUGAGCGUGGCCCGGGAGUGUUGUAUGGUAGAUCCCACAGAUCGUAUCAUCCUUGUCCAAGCCUACCCUCCACAGGCCGACAAGACAGGUCCAGAAAUAGAGUUUGUUUUCGCCGAUGAGAAGGAAAAGAAAUUUGGCAAGGAUUCCAUCGCCCUACAGAUGGACAACGACAGUUUCCGCUUCGCUCUGACGGGGAAGUCCUGGGCUGUCAUAAGACAGCAUUUCCCCGACCUGAUGUCGAAGAUCGUCGUCAAGGGGACUGUCUUUGCACGCAUGGGACCAGAGCAAAAGGCGCAGUUGGUGGAGAGCUUGCAGGCAUUAGAUUACUAUGUCGGAAUGUGUGGUGAUGGGGCUAACGACUGCGGAGCACUGAAAACAGCCCAUGCCGGCAUAUCUCUGUCGGAGGCUGAAGCUUCUGUAGCCUCGCCUUUCACGUCCAAGAAGCCCACCAUCGAGUGUGUGCCUAAUGUCAUCAGGCAGGGCCGAGCGGCGCUCGUGACAUCCUUCGGAAUCUUCAAGUUCAUGGCGUGUUACAGUCUGACGCAGUUCAUCUCAGUCCUGCUCCUGUAUUGGAUCGGAGCAAAUCUCACUGAUGCCGGGUUCCUGGUCAUCGACUUGUUCAUCGUCACAUCUCUGAGUAUCACAUUCGGUCGGACGGGCCCAUGUGCGGAGCUGGUGAAGGAGCUUCCGCCGUUCAGUCUAUUAGCCGUCGCCCCCAUCUUGUCCAUACUGACCCAGAUGGCCAUACAGCUGGGCGUACAGGUGUACUGCUUCCUCCAUGUCAUGAAACAACCCUGGUUUGUGCCCUACAUCGACAACGAGGACGACUACUACGCUAGCUACGAGAACUCCGCCGUCUUCCUGGUUUCAAACUACCAAUACAUCACGCUGGCGGUCGCCUUUUCUAAGGGAGCGCCAUUUAGAAAGUCUAUAUUUUCCAAUUACUUGUUCCUCCUGAACAUCGCUGUCUGUUUGGCCGGCUGUUUGUGGAUCUCUACAGAGCCCACACAGGGACUAGCGGACAUACUUGAGUUGCUGUCGUUCCCGUCCAUACCUUAUGCCAUGGUGCACGUCGGCAUUGCUCUCUUCAACUUCCUGAUUUCUAUCUUGGUUGAGACAUACGUGAUGGACAACACUUCUCUCCAGCAGAGCUGUCGAAAUUUCUUCAAAAACUGUCUCCCUUCCUCGAAGACAAAAUAUGCCGCCAUUGAAGACGACAUUUCAGGGAAUCCAUCAUGGCCGCCGGUGAGCCCGUCAACGGUCAGCCUAGCCGUGAUCUUCCAGAGACUGGACAGUGCUCACCACGUUCCAAAGGAUCUCAACACUGCUCCAGGGAAAGAGGUACUUGAGGAUCUCAUUGAAGAAUCUGACAUUGACCCACAGAUUACCAAAUCUCUGGAGGGAGUGACCCACGACCCAAGGAGUAUCACAUCUCCAAACGGGGUGACCCCGGAUCUUACCCAGACUGCAACAGCAAACUACCCCCAGAGGCAGAUAUCGUCAGGGGAUGCCGAUUACCACGUGGGGCGGAUGGAAGCUCCCCUUCUAACUAAUGACACUUCAUGUUCCAACUGCGGGAUAGAUAAUCCCGUAUUGACAACGGUUGAUGACAACGGCAAAUUCACCACGACCUUCUGAUACGACUUGACCGUGACCUUCUGUUCCGACGUGACCUUGACCCCUAACAUUCACUCACAAAUACAAUAAUCCUCCAAGUCAAACUUUUUGCAGUGACAUAUUUAUGUCACUAUUUACAAAACGAGUGAGUGGGUAUUGUUUUACGCGAUUUUAAGCAAUAUUCCAGCAAUAUCACGGUGGGGACACCAGAAAUUGGUUUCACGCAUUGUUCCCAAGUGGUGAAUCGAACCUGGACAUUCAGUGUGACGAGUGAACACUUUAACCACAAGGCUACCCCACCGCUCCUUUUACACAGCUGACAUUACUCAGAUCAUACACGUUGUACUCAAGCAAGGUGUAUGAACCCGCUCUGAAGUUCCUCAUCUGCUACAGACUUGUUUACAACCAGACUUUAUUCAUUCAAUGUAAACGAAUCCAACUUGAACAGAUCCAUCCGUACUUUGAAUGGCGUUUGAAUGACGCCCCUCCCCCAUCAUUUAGUCGUGAUUACUUUGCGACAUCCUUCCCAUUUUUUGUUUUGUAGUAUUCUUUCAUUUGUCACAGUUUUUUAAACAUACUGCCAACAGAAGAGCGGUCAAAAUUAACGUCGGUCCUAAGGCCCCAUUACGACUGAAAACCACUCUGACCCACAGCUUUUGUUUUCUGCAGGUCCUUAUGGCCAUGUUUGCUGGGGAUUACUUAUACUGUAGCUACAAUAUAGGACCUACACAUUCUGAUUUAUGGUUCUGGGUCCUCAUGGCCUGCCGCUUUUCAAGGAGAUAUAUUAACAGUAUACUGUAAUCCGAAUACACAGUGCCUUUUAUAAAGUGGUCAAAUGUCACAUACCGUAUUUCCUCUGAUAAGCGCGGGGAGUCUAAUAAGCGCCGGGGGUAAAUCAGUUCGGUAACAAUUACGGUAAUUACCCCCAGCAGGCGCAAAAGCGCUGGGCCUCUAUUAAGCGCGAGGUAUGGAAGUCCGUUGAUAAAAUAAGCGGCCGGGAGCUUAUUAGAGGAAAUACGGUAUGUUAAAUUCGGGAUUACAAUUUCUCAGUAAAGUACAGAUUCUAGUACUUAGUUGGGGACUCACCAACAUGUACUAUAAUCGGUUCGUAUACUUUUCGGAGAAAGUGUAACUCCAAAUAUAGCAUAUGUAGCAGUAUACUGUAUUGGAUGUGAAAUUCAUUAUAUGAAAAAUCUAAACUAUUGUACUGUGAAAAUAUCGUGAUGCGUAAUGUAUUGUGAACAAAAUAUCAUGAUGAGUAACGUUUGUGAACAAAAUAUCGUGAUACGUAACUAUUGUGAACCAAUAUCGUGAUACGUAACGUAUUGUGACCAAAAUAUCGCGAUACGUAACGUAUUGUGAACAAAAUAGCGUGAUACGUAACGUAUGGUGACCAAAAUAUCGCGAUACGUAACGUAUUGUGAACAAAAUAUCGUGAUGCGUAACGUAUUGUGACCAAAAUAUCGCGAUACGUGACGUAUUGUGACCAAAAUAUCGUGAUGCGUAACGUAUUGUGACUAAAAUAUCGCGAUACGUGACGUAUUGUGACCAAAAUAUCGUGAUACGUAACGUACUGUGAACAAAAUAUCGUGAUGGGUAACGUAUUGUGACUAAAAUAUCGCGAUACGUAUCGAAUUGUGAUCAAAAUAUCGCGAUACGUAUCGUAUUGUGAUCAGAGUAACACUACCUGUAUCGCGUCGUGAACAUAACAUUGCAAUACUUAUAGUUUCGAGAGAUAGUCGCACCGUGACAUUCCUUGAGUACAUGAUGAUAGAUGAAGUGAACAAAGCUGAGUUGCAUAUUAAACAUAUAAUAAUAGUACUAUCUAACAGAGAAAAGGACACUAAUGAUUUUCUCAACUUGUAAGACUUUUUUAGAAUGUGAAAUAUAUUUGUGUAACCUUAAAUGAAAAUAGAAGAGCUUUGUUAAUAUUAUAGGAGCGGUUUUAAUCAUUUUGAAUUGUAUUAGAAUGGUCAAGUGUUUUGUUCAUGACGUCAUGGCGUUGUGUGACGUGUGUAACAAAUGAACACCCUGAGAUGUGUCAGUGCCCCGUGCAUGAAGAGUAGUCAGGAUUUUACAGACAAAAUAUUUAAUCCUAUAUUAAAUUAACUGAACAUGUGAAUAUACACAAGUCUCAUUUCAUUUUGCUAAAUAUCUGUAUACUCAAUUUGUAAACUGGUGACUUUUAACGUCACCGUCCUUGCGUUUAAUAUUUGGUAAUUGUCAGGAGCGCACAUAAAAUAUAUUGCGGCAAUUUCAGAAAAAAAAGGUACUCGGCAUAUGGAAGUAGACAUAAAAUAUUGAUGUUUACUCUCUACACAGGAUCAAAUGGCAUUUCCGAAAUGUAUUUCCGAAUAUCAAUGAACAAGAAUAGAACUUUUUCAAGGCAGACAGAGUGGUGUUUUUGAGUUAGAUAUUAGUAGUCAGUAAUUCCAGAUGCAUCAGUAGAAAAUGACACCGACAUAGUAUUAGAGGUUCAAAUAUCAGAAUAUUUUGUCUCAUACAGGACAGAGAAGAAUUAGCACCAUAUGGUGGUACUUAGAAAUUGUAAUAAAACAUUUUUCUACAACUGGA
This is a messenger RNA of Haliotis rubra (blacklip abalone), 6408 nucleotides long. RefSeq names its product polyamine-transporting ATPase 13A3-like. The record is from RefSeq and is a predicted model, not a curated record. NCBI's taxonomy places the organism in Eukaryota, Metazoa, Mollusca, Gastropoda, Lepetellida, Haliotidae. Gene Ontology annotation, cellular component: membrane. Gene Ontology annotation, biological process: polyamine transmembrane transport; intracellular calcium ion homeostasis. Gene Ontology annotation, molecular function: ATP binding; polyamine transmembrane transporter activity; ATP hydrolysis activity.